ACGGCAGUGGGGGGGUCAGCAGACCCUCCCCAAGAAGCCCACCUUCCCUCCUCCUCACCUCAUCUUUUGGCAGCAACUUCGACAGCAAGAUGCCUCAGGAAUGGACUCGGAGGAGAAAGAGGAGAUGGACAACAUUGAGGGCCUGAAGGGGCCGAUGAAGGGCAAGGAGAAGGCAAAGGCUGCCAAGGAGGAGAAGAAGAAGAGAACCCAGAGUCCCGGGCCUGGCCAGGGGCCUGAGGCCCCCGAGAAGAAGAAAUCCAAGAUUGACGAGCUCAAGGUGUACCCCAAGGAGCUGGAGGCGGAGUUCGACCACUUCGAGGACUGGCUGCACACCUUCAACCUGCUUCGAGGCAAGACGGGCGAUGACGAAGAUGGCUCCACCGAGGAGGAGCGCAUCGUCGGCCGGUUCAAG
Molecule: messenger RNA, 412 nt
Organism: Myotis brandtii (Brandt's bat)
Lineage: Eukaryota; Metazoa; Chordata; Mammalia; Chiroptera; Vespertilionidae
Product: otoferlin-like
Exons: 3
Biological process (GO): synaptic vesicle priming; plasma membrane organization
Cellular component (GO): synaptic vesicle membrane; presynaptic active zone membrane
Molecular function (GO): AP-2 adaptor complex binding; calcium ion binding
Source: RefSeq, a predicted model, not a curated record